Paramormyrops kingsleyae is the source of this 1422-nucleotide messenger RNA. Lineage: Eukaryota; Metazoa; Chordata; Actinopteri; Osteoglossiformes; Mormyridae. The record is from RefSeq and is a predicted model, not a curated record.
CUUCUCUUUCUUCUCGUCAGCGGUUCAGCGAGGACGAAUGCCUCCGACCCAGCCCAACCCAGGCCAGUACGCCCUGACGAACGGGGAUCCUCUGAACGGGCAUUGCUAUUUAUCUGGAUACAUCUCGUUAUUACUGCGGGCCGAGCCUUACCCGACGUCCCGAUACGGCAGCCAGUGCAUGCAGCCUAACAACAUUAUGGGCAUCGAGAAUAUCUGCGAGCUGGCCGCACGCCUGCUCUUCAGCGCCGUUGAGUGGGCCAGGAACAUCCCUUUCUUUCCAGAUCUGCAGAUCACGGACCAGGUGUCUCUUCUCAGGCUGACUUGGAGCGAGUUGUUUGUGCUUAACGCGGCUCAGUGCUCCAUGCCCCUUCACGUGGCCCCGCUGCUGGCCGCGGCAGGCCUCCACGCCUCCCCGAUGUCCGCCGAUCGAGUCGUGGCUUUCAUGGAUCACAUUCGUAUCUUCCAGGAGCAAGUCGAGAAGCUCAAGACCCUCCACGUCGACUCGGCAGAGUACAGCUGUAUCAAAGCAAUAGUGCUGUUCACGUCAGACGCUUGCGGCCUAUCGGAUGCGGCUCACAUUGAAAGCCUGCAAGAGAAGUCACAAUGUGCCCUUGAGGAGUACGUGAGGAGCCAGUAUCCCAACCAGCCCAGCCGCUUUGGAAAGCUCUUACUGCGCCUGCCUUCACUUCGCACUGUUUCUUCAUCAGUGAUCGAGCAACUUUUCUUCGUCCGCUUGGUAGGUAAAACGCCCAUUGAAACCUUGAUCCGGGAUAUGUUACUAUCCGGGAGUAGCUUCAACUGGCCGUAUAUGUCAAUUCAAUGAUCCCAGUAAGGGGGAAAAAAACACGACGGAAAAGGACCAAAACAGCCACCCGAACCUGAAGACUGUAUGGACCUCAAACGAAACGAACAAAAUUGAAGGACCUGCUUUUUGGUCGAUAUUAUUAUAUCAUAAAUAUUGAUUGUUUAUUUGUUUGCUUGUUGUUUUUUUUUUUCUUUUUUGUGACUUUAGAUGGAAUUCAUUAUGUACAGAAACAAGGGAUGUACUCGUGUAUCUCCCUGAUGAACAAGAACACUGGUCUUCAUUUGGUAAAAUAUUAGUCUCUAUUUUCAUUUUUGUACAAUCACAAAAUGAAAAUCAGGAAAAAUCCUCGUAUGCUCAAUAAACGAAUCAAGAUUUAGUGGGAAAAUAACGUUUCCAUACAACUAUAAGAAGUGUCACGUGUCUAUGUAUCUCUGUUUUGUAUUUUCAUUUUUUUCUGGUUCAAAACCAGAUUUUCUGUGAUUACAUACUAAUAAUUUUAUAUAACCUUUUGCUUCUUAUAACAAGUGCGAUAUAUGUUGUCGAAGCUAUGUUCUUCAAGAAUUAAAAUUGAAUUGAGAAUCUAAACAGAAAAAUAAAUAAAUAUAGACUGAAAAGGA